Molecule: messenger RNA, 486 nt
Organism: Haliotis rubra (blacklip abalone)
Lineage: Eukaryota; Metazoa; Mollusca; Gastropoda; Lepetellida; Haliotidae
Product: membrane-spanning 4-domains subfamily A member 18-like
Exons: 2
Coding region: 1-486 (161 amino acids)
Source: RefSeq, a predicted model, not a curated record
AUGGAACCACCUGAGUUUACCAAGGACCCCAGUAACACAACAAUGGAACCACCUGAGUUUACCAUGGACCCCAGUAACACAACAAUGGAACCACCUGAGUUUACCAUGGACCCCAGUAACACAACAAUGGAACCACCUGAGUUUACCAUGGACCCCAGUAACUCAACAAUGGAACCACCUGAGUUUACCAUUUACCCCAGUAACACAACAAUGGAACCACCUGAGUUUACCAUGGACCCCAGUAACACAACAAUGGAACCACCUGAGUUUACCAUGGACCCCAGUAACACAACAAUGGAACCACCUGAGUUUACCAUGGACCCCAGUAACUCAACAAUGGAACCCAUCAGUGCGAACUGGGAACCUUUGCAACCUGUUGAAAGGACAGUUCCACACGAAAAGUCACAGGUAUAUGAGGAUGAUGUCAACACCCCUGUAUGUGGUGAAUGGCAGGGCUCUGUCCCAGCAGGGGACAAGUCCAUAUGA